CCCCGUCCCCGCUGGCUGGCAAUGUGGGGGUGGCUGGGCUGGCUGGCUGGCUGGUUGCGCUGCACCGGAGCGGGAACACAACCGGCGCCGAGGACUUGUCCUUUGACACCAGCUGGACAGAAGAAACCAGGUCCUGCACUGUUGAACCUGCGGCCAUGGGGAACAUUUUUGGCAACUUGCUGAAGAGCCUGAUUGGCAAGAAGGAGAUGCGCAUCCUUAUGGUGGGGCUGGAUGCAGCUGGGAAGACCACCAUCCUCUACAAACUCAAGCUGGGAGAGAUUGUCACCACCAUUCCCACUAUUGGAUUCAAUGUGGAGACAGUUGAGUACAAGAACAUUAGCUUCACUGUGUGGGACGUUGGUGGCCAGGAUAAGAUACGACCUCUGUGGCGGCAUUAUUUCCAAAACACCCAGGGUCUGAUCUUUGUGGUGGACAGCAAUGAUCGGGAGCGAGUCAAUGAGGCACGCGAGGAGUUAAUGAGGAUGCUGGCAGAGGAUGAACUGCGCGAUGCUGUUCUCCUUGUCUUUGCUAACAAGCAGGAUCUCCCCAAUGCCAUGAACGCAGCAGAAAUCACUGACAAGCUGGGCCUCCACUCGCUGCGCCAUCGCAACUGGUACAUCCAAGCCACCUGCGCCACCAGCGGGGACGGCCUCUAUGAGGGCUUGGAUUGGCUGGCCAACCAGCUGAAGAACAAGAAAUGAGUGCAGGAAGGGGGUGGGCUAAGCCCCUCACUGUUGGUUCCAGUUUGGGUUGAAACCCCCCCUCCCCAGCCCCCCCUCCCCACCUUUCUUUCCCCUGUUGGAUUUGCUUUUCCUCGCCGGCACCGGUUGCUGAGGGGGUGGGGUGGGGUGAACUUUUGGUUUCUUCUCUCUCUUUUUCUCUCUUUUUCUCAUGUCCUUGCUCAG
Messenger RNA from Pogona vitticeps (central bearded dragon), 905 nucleotides. Lineage: Eukaryota; Metazoa; Chordata; Lepidosauria; Squamata; Agamidae. The record is from RefSeq and is a predicted model, not a curated record.